Messenger RNA from Helianthus annuus (common sunflower), 1317 nucleotides. RefSeq names its product glucan endo-1,3-beta-glucosidase 14. The transcript is spliced from 4 exons. Gene Ontology annotation, biological process: carbohydrate metabolic process. Bases 100 to 1233 code for a protein of 377 amino acids. Gene Ontology annotation, cellular component: plasma membrane. Gene Ontology annotation, molecular function: hydrolase activity, hydrolyzing O-glycosyl compounds. The record is from RefSeq and is a predicted model, not a curated record. NCBI's taxonomy places the organism in Eukaryota, Viridiplantae, Streptophyta, Magnoliopsida, Asterales, Asteraceae.
CUCAUUAUCCACUUAAACCCACAACACUCUCCAAAACCCACAGCCGCCUAUUUUUGAGCCCACAAUUCAACACAAGAAGAAACUGUAAUCUAACCGUCAAUGGCCGUUAUCGUUCCGACACUUAUUUUGUUACUCACUUUGACCGGAUUAUUUAUUGGCACAAAUACCCUUGGAGUAGGGAUAAAUUACGGACAAAUAGCCAACAAUCUCCCACCACCAUCACACGUAUCAACCAUGCUAAAAUCUCUAAACAUCAUUCGUGUCAAACUCUACGACGCCGACCCCAAAGUCCUAGGUUCUUUCGCGAACUCCGACGUCGAAUUCAUCAUAGGAUUGGGCAACGAAUACCUUCCAAGAAUGCAAGACCCUCAAGAAGCCCAAAUAUGGAUCCAACAAAAGGUACAACCUUAUCUUUCACAAACAAAGAUCACAUGUAUCACUGUCGGGAACGAAAUAUUAGGAGGGCAAGAUAGUCAAUUACCACAAUAUUUAUAUCCAGCCAUGAAAACCAUGUAUCAAGCUUUAGUUAACCUCGGAUUACACAAACAAGUUUAUAUAACCACAGCUCAUUCCCUUCAAAUAUUAGCAACAUCUUUCCCGCCAUCUCAAGGGGCAUUUCGGGAAGAUUUGGUUCAGUAUUUACAACCUAUUCUUGCAUUUCAUGCUCAAACCGGUUCACCGUUUUUGAUCAAUGUGUAUCCUUACUUUGCAUACAAGAAUGACCCGAAUAAUGUACCGUUGGAGUACGUGUUGUUUGAGCCAAAUGCGGGGGCUAUUGAUCCCAACACGAAUUUGAAUUACGAUAACAUGUUGUAUGCUCAAAUUGAUGCGGUUUAUUCUGCGAUAAGAGCGUUGAAUUAUGGUAGUAUACAAGUGCAAAUAUCGGAGACAGGAUGGCCUUCGAAGGGGGAUGAGAAUGAGUUUGGGGCUACGGUUGAAAACGCGGGGAUUUAUCAUAAGAAUUUGAUUCAAAGAAUGCAGAAGCGGGAAGGGACGCCUGCUAACCCGUCGCAGCCCAUUGAUAUCUAUGUUUUUGCACUUUUUAAUGAGAAUUUGAAGCCCGGCCCGACUUCUGAGAGGAACUAUGGAUUGUAUUAUCCGAAUGGUACUCCGGUUUAUAGUCUUGGUGUGCAAAGUGAUCUUCCUCGUAUGCAGUUUUCGGCUUCUGGGAAAAAUGGAUUCUCUGUGCUCAAUCUUCUAGUGUUGCUUGUUGGAUUCUUGAUCAUUGUUUAAAGAUGGCAAAUUUGAGAAUUAUUAAAGAAUGCUCAGGAUAGUCUUUAGAGGUAGAUUAACAUUUGGAUAAGCUUUCUCUUUCAC